Molecule: messenger RNA, 8194 nt
Organism: Polistes dominula (European paper wasp)
Lineage: Eukaryota; Metazoa; Arthropoda; Insecta; Hymenoptera; Vespidae
Gene: Ptp10D
Product: Protein tyrosine phosphatase 10D
Biological process (GO): protein dephosphorylation
Molecular function (GO): protein tyrosine phosphatase activity; protein binding
Source: RefSeq, a predicted model, not a curated record
AUAAUAUAUGAGAUAAAAAAAAACUAAUAAUCAUUUAGAUGAUUUUAAAUUAAAAAAAAAUCCCAAGUUGUGUGACAAAUAGCGCCGAGAGUAAAUAUGAAAUCUACGCCUAUGAGGGCGCCGAGAGUAAUAGUGGGGGAGAAGUAGAGAAAGAAAAGGUGGGGAUAGUAAUGGCGAGAUCGGUAAUGGUGGGGUAGUCAGAGGUGGUAUCCGGCUGGGGUAAAGCCAGGUCUGUUAGAGUAGGAUGAAGAGAGAUGGGGAGACGGUGAAACAAGUGGAAUGGAAAGGCAGCAGUCAGCGGGGUCGCCGAGUCGGAGAGACGAGUGAGUAGACAAGGGAGCGAACAUCACAUCGUGGCAAGCCUAAGCGGCAAAGCCAAAAGUGCUGCUCUUGUCCGGCGUUUUGCUCCGAUCGAGAAGAGCACAACCACGCUAGUUUUUCGUCGUCGUCAUUGUCAUCGUCAUCGUCAUCGUCAUCGUCAUCGUCAUCGUCAAUCGUUAACGUGUCCUUGUAUUUGUUCUCGUUCUCGUCACACGUGUGCUGUUAGCAAAAGUGUUGUUUUUCGUUUACUCUUGUAACCAAAAAUUUACAUCUACGAACUGGAAAGUGUCCUCCUUCAACUGAUACAUUCAUCAAAGAGUAUAAAAGGAAAGAUCCCUUUUUUUAUUCCUUUUCCCUUUUACAAAUUUUUCUACCUCUUUUUAACGUUCUAGUAGUAGUUUACACGUUUAAUCCUCUUUACCUGUUUUUUUUUUUUACUAUCCAUCCCUAUUUCUUUGUCAUCCUUAUGUUCAGUUAAGGUAGUCUUCCUUUUGAAUCACCUGCUCGCUCAAUUCUUUACCACCAGCACCACCUACUACGUGAGCCGUGCCCUCUUUUAAUAUUGUAACAAUUUUCUUAAAAAAAAAAAAAACACACACACACAUUAUUAAAUAAUGUUUCUUAACAAUUUUAUUUAUAUAAAAGUGAUGAUGUCUUUGUAAAUAAAUCCUAAUUAAAUAAUCAAGAGGAAUAAAGUUAAUAAUUAUUAUUUGGAGCAUACAAAACAAAAUGAUCGUAUUUAGUUUAAAGAAGAAUAACAAAGUUCGUGAUCGAAGAGUGUCGAAGGAAAGUGGGAGUGGUGAUUUAAAGUGAAAGUCCAUGAAUUCGUAAAGUUAUAAGAAAAGUUGAACGUGGACACUGAAAUAAAAACGGUGAGAAAUCCAUCAGGAUGUUCGAAUUCCAGGUAUCAUGAGAAUAAAGGCAGUUACCGCCAGAGACUGUCCGGUGGUCUUUUGACAGAAAUAAUCUCAUUGUUAGAGAGAAAGAGAGAGAGAGAGAGAGUUAGAAAAAGAAUUAAARGAAGAAGGACAUAAGGAAAAAGUAUUUGUGAUUCGGUCGAUAAAGCUGGUCGAGCCGGUCGGAUCGAGUUCUAGGACGGAUAUGGCUACUGUUGUUUCUUCCACCGGUGCUGUUGCUGUUGUUGUUGCUGCUGCUGGUAGUGCUGUUGUUGUUCCUUGGCUUUUCUCUAACCAUCAUCAUCGCAGUACACCACGUUUCCACCACCACUACUACCAGUGUAGUGCGUGUACAAGUGGCCCACGAGAAAGAGAUUGAGGAGGGUGCUGAAGAAGAAGAAGGAAGGAUAGGAAGGAAUUAAAAGAGAAGAAGAAGAAGAAAACUAAAUAAAAGAAAAAUUAUACAAUAAAAACUUAAGAUUAACAUCAGUGAAGAAGAAGAAGGGUCCGUCGACGUCGAUUGCGCGCGUCUGGCCUUCUCGCCAGAGGAUGACGAGCACGCGAAGGGUCGACUGUCCGCGACCGAUUACACGGAUCUGUGGGACUCUACUUGUGUUACUGAUAUUACUUACCGAGGUCACGUACUCGGCCGAUCUAGCAAUCGAGAUUCCAGGUAAUUUGAGCCAAGGUGGUUCCUGGUUAAGACUGGAUUACAGUCCUGCUGUUGGUAAUCCACCGCCAAACACUACGGCAGCCGCAACAGACAUAGGUGAUGUUAUCAAGUUCAAGAACGUUCUUCCUGGUACGAGAUAUGAGUUUUGGUUAUACUACAGUAACGGCACUCUUCACGAUUGGCUCACGUGGGCUGCAUCGAUCACGACAGUACCGGAUCCACCCUCCAAUUUGACCGUAUCAGUUCGCAAUGGGAAAACCGCGAUCGUAUAUUGGUCACCACCAGCCCAAGGCAAUUAUUCCGGUUUCCGCCUGAGGGUACAAAGCUUCAGCGACACCGGAAAUCCAAGGACGAGUGUGAUACCAGCCGAUGCGGUGCCCUAUACCCUUCGUGAUCUUACGCCGGGGGCAACGUACUCCCUUCAACUUUUCACGGUGCUGGACACCAAAGAGAGCGUUGCUUACACGAGCAGAAAUUUUACAACUAAACCAAACACACCGGGAAAGUUUAUUGUAUGGUUUAGAAAUGAAACUACGUUAUUGGUACUCUGGCAACCACCGUAUCCUGCUGGGAUUUAUACUCACUACAAAGUCAGUAUUGAUCCCAAGGAUGCAAUUGAAUCGGUUCUUUAUGUGGAGAAAGAAGGUGAACCACCUGGACCAGCUCAAGCUGCAUUCAAAGGACUCGUCCCUGGUCGAGCAUACAACAUUUCGGUACAAACAGUUUCCGAAGAUGAAACUUCGACACCAACGACUGCCCAAUAUCGCACUGUACCUUUGCGACCCUUGAACGUGACCUUUGACAAGUCUUUAAUAACAUCUACUUCCUUCAGAGUAUAUUGGAAACCACCUAAUGGGACAUCGGAGUUUGACAAGUAUCAAAUAUCUCUUGGAGGUAAUCGGAGAUUAGCACCGGUCAGCAAAAAUCGUGACGAUGAAAGCAGAUUGGAAUUUAAAGAUUUAGAACCUGGGAAAACGUAUCAGGUCAUUGUAAAAACAGUUUCUGGUAAGGUUACCAGUUGGCCAGCCAGUGGUGACGUUACUCUCAAACCUUUACCGGUGCGAGAUCUUCAUGCAGAAGUUGAUGAGAGAACAGGUAUGGUCGAAGUGUCAUGGAAUCCCGAAAAUAGUAGUACACAAGAUAGCUAUAAGCUUCAGUAUCACGAAGUGGAAACAACUAUUGGUGGUGAUAGCAACACUUUAACAACUGACAAAACCAGAGUUACAUUGGAAGCUUUGCUGCCAGGAAGAAAUUAUUCCAUAAUCGUUCAAGCGAUUAGCAGUAAAGUUGAGUCAAAUGAGACGGUACUUUAUCAAGUAACAAGACCAUCUAGUCCAAUAAUUGAAGAUUUGAAAUCGAUUGAAAAAGGUUUGAACAUAUCCUGGAAGAGUGACGUAAACUCAAGGCAAGAAAAGUUCGAGGUGACGCAUAAUAGAAACGAUACCGGCGAAAGUGCGACUACCUUGACCACAGAGUCGCACAUUGUUUUAGAAGAUCUUUAUCCUGGUGCGGGAUAUGAGGUCAAGGUUUUUGCCAUUAGUCAUGGACUCAGGAGCGAACCGCAUGCACAUUUUCAAGCAGUUCUUCCUCAUCCACCAAAGAAUUUGAGCAUUGAAAAAGUUACCAGUAACACUGUACUCGUUCAUUGGGAGGCACCAACAGAUUCAAUAUUUUCUGAAUAUUCUAUCAGAUAUCGUACGGAAGACGAGCCAAGAUGGGUGAAACUACCGAGUGUUCGAGAAAUUGGCGAAGCAGAAGUUGCCGAUAUGACACCUGGAGAAAGAUACACGAUACAAGUGAAUACUGUAAGCUAUGGGGUAGAAAGUUUACAUCCGUUGCAAGUAAAUCAUACAAUUCGACCAAACCCAGUAUUAAAUAUUCGUCCGAUCGUGGAUUCAACGAAUGUUACGUUAGAAUGGCCAAGGCCCGAAGGUAGGAUCGAAACUUAUGUGAUCAGAUGGUGGCCUGUAGAAAAUCCAGAUGAUGUAAGAGCAAAAAAUGUCACGGAAAGUCCCGAAAUCUCAGCACUUAUAUUCGACGAGAACACCAUUCACACGGAAAGAGUAUUAGUUGGUGAUUUGAUGCCAGGCAUGCAGUACUCGUUCAGCGUUUAUACCAUAUCUUACGAUCUAGUCAGUGAAAUCACCAAUUUAACUACCAGAACAAUGCCGCUGAUCCAGUCCGAAGUCGUAGUGGUGGUAGAUCGCGAUCAACCUGGCUCGUUAACGCUAAGGUACACCCCGACGCCUAUUCAAUCAUCGAAAUUCGAUAUUUAUCGGUUUCGUAUCAACGACGAGAACAAUACGACUAAGGAACGUCGUGUAGACGAUACUGAUACGAAGAUAACCUUUAUUGGUCUUACACCCGGUAGACUUUAUCAAGUGACCGUAUGGACUGUCAGUGACAACGUGGAAAGUCGGCCAUUGAUUAGACAGGAUAGACUCUAUCCUGAACCGAUCACUGCAAUAAAUGCGACAGACGUUAACGAUACCAGGAUAACAUUGACUUGGGAUGUACCAAGAGGAGAGUAUGAUACUUUUGAGGUGCAAUACAUAAACACCGAAGGGAACUAUAUCCAAAAUUUAACAUCCAUUAACACGAUAACCAUAUCCGAAUUGAAGCCAUAUAGAAAUUACACGUUCACGUUGGUCGUUCGAUCAGGAACUGAAUCAUCCUAUUUGAGGGUGUCGAACCCGCUUAGUGCCAGUUUCACCACGAGCGAAUCUUAUCCUGGUAGAGUGGACAAGUUUUAUCCAACUGAUAUACAACCUAGCGAGAUCAGUUUCGAAUGGUAUUUGCCGAAUCAGGAGUACAAUGGUAUCAUCAGAAAAUACAGCAUCACUUAUGGCUUGGAGGGUUCUACGCACACGCAGAUGCAAGAUUUCAGGCCUAUCGAAUUCCGUGGUAUCAUAAAGUCCCUCAUACCUGGCAAAACGUACGUCUUUCGUAUUCAAGCCGAGACGAAGGUCGGUUAUGGUCCUGAAUUUGUUUGGAAGCAAAAGAUGCCGAUAAGGGCACCACCAAAACCACCAACUCAAGUUGUACCAACCGAGGUCUGUAGGAGCAGUACUACGAUACAAAUACGGUUUAGAAAAAAUUACUUCAGCGAACAGAAUGGUGCUGUAACCUCGUAUACCAUAAUCGUUGCCGAAGAUGACAGUAAAAAUGCAUCUGGUUUGGAAAUGCCUAGUUGGAGAGAUGUUCAAGCUUACAGCAUUUGGCCACCUUAUCAGGUUAUGGAACCUUAUUAUCCUUUUAAAAAUGGAUCCGUAGAAGAUUUUACUAUCGGAGGUGAAAAUUGUGAUAACAAAAUUGGUUAUUGCAACGGGCCACUUAAAUCUGGUUCAACCUACAGAGUAAAAGUACGAGCUUUCACUGCACCUGACAUGUUCACGGAUACAAGUUAUAGUUUUCCAAUUCAAACAGGAUUGCUGCUGGCAGAUAAGGAUAACACUGCUAUAAUUGUUGGAGUUACUGUCCCUAUUGUUCUUCUAUUAUCUUUAUUGGGUAUCGGUUUGCUCGUAAGAAGAAGAAGAAGUCAAGGAAGGAAGACUACCGAGACCAGAGCUACGGACAAUUUAUCUUUACCAGAUAGUGUUAUUGAAACGAGUCGUCCCAUCAAAGUAGAAGAUUUUUCUGAACAUUAUCGAAAUAUGUCGGCGGAUUCGGAUUUUCGUUUUUCCGAAGAAUUCGAAGAAUUGAAACACGUUGGAAGGGAUCAACCAUGUACCGCUGCCGAUUUACCAUGCAACAGACCAAAAAAUCGUUUUACAAAUAUAUUACCUUACGAUCACAGUAGAUUUAAAUUACAACCUGUUGAUGAUGAAGAAGGCUCCGAUUAUAUUAAUGCUAAUUACGUUCCUGGUCAUAACUCGCCAAGAGAGUUUAUAGUAACGCAAGGUCCUUUACACUCAACGCGAGAUGAUUUCUGGAGAAUGGUGUGGGAGAGUAAUAGCAGAGCUAUAGUUAUGCUCACGCGAUGUAUUGAGAAGGGUAGAGAAAAGUGUGAUCAUUAUUGGCCCGUGGAUACAUUGCCCGUUUAUUACGGUGAUAUUUGCGUAACCAUUUUAAACGAGGCACAUUAUCCCGAUUGGAGUAUCAUGGAAUUCAUGUUGUGCAGGGGUGACGUUAAAAGGGUAAUACAACAUUUCCAUUUCACAACAUGGCCAGAUUUUGGAGUACCUAGUCCACCUCAAACAUUGGCAAGAUUUGUUCGAGCAUUCCGAGAACGAGUUAGGCCAGAUCAACGACCAAUAGUCGUUCAUUGUAGUGCUGGUGUUGGACGUAGUGGUACAUUUAUCACAUUAGAUAGGAUACUUCAACAGAUUUUGGUAUCAAAAUACGUAGACAUAUUUGGAAUAGUUUGGGCUAUGAGAAAGGAAAGAGUUUGGAUGGUUCAAACUGAACAACAAUAUAUUUGCAUACAUCAGUGUCUACUUGCUGUCUUGGAAGGACAAGACACUACGGGACCACCUCGUGAGAUUCAUGACAAUCAAGGAUUUGAAGGAAAGAAUCGAAGCUCGGUCGAAAACGCUAAGAGUCCUGCUGAGGAUGAAAAGGAGAGGUGACCUUCGAACUCCGAAUCCUGCGUCGAUGAUGACGAAGGAAUAGCAGAGUCGGGAAUGUGAUGAUCCAAUUAAUGAUUAUCAAGGACAAUCGACUUGCUAGCAGGGCACGUGAACGUCUCAACUAUCAAAAUCUAUCUUAGAAUAUCCUGGCGUUUUGUUGUAUGUCUGAUUCUUCAGAAAAUAUGAGAGAUAACUUUUUUUAUUUUUUUAACAAUCUCUCCUAUAAGAAAAACGUCAGAGAAAAUCUAAGAAAUGACGUUCAAAGAAGAAGAAUGAAAGCAGAUCAACCACAAUCGUACGAAUUAUGAGAUUUUGGAAUUAAACAAGAAAAGGAUCAAUUCUAAAAGCCCCCCUCUUCCACCACACUUUAUUUUGGGGGUUAAUACUCAAGGAUGUUUUAAAUAUUAUCUGUCAAAGUGUAUUUGUUCGAUUAACGUGUCAUCAACGUGUUGUUCGUACACCAAUUUUCAUUCACUGAUAUGAAACGAAGGAUUUAACUUUCAGUUUAAUGGAAAGUUUGGUUUGAUCUCAUUGAGAUUUUUUUGUUCUGUUUUAUACUUCGAUUCCAAAAUUGUGACCAAUGAUAUAUGAAUGAUACCUUUGCGUGUAAAUGGGGAAAAAGGGAAAGGAUCAAAUUAAAAAUUAUUAUGCAAAAUACAUUAAUGUAAUGACAACGGUAUGAUACCACAAGAAAGAAAAAAUGUGAAGAAGAUGAAGAAGAAAAAGAUAUCGUCUUAAUUAUAUCUUCUACUUGUAGCUGCUAUUUUCUGUGCAUAGAAAAAUUAUCAUACGUGCUCGUGUUGAUCCCUUUAUAUAGAUAGAUACAGAUUUGCAUAUCAUAACGAAUUAACAAACGAAAGAAGAAGAAGAUGAAGAAAAAUUGAAUAAUUCAAUUUGGGUUGUCACGUAUUCGUAUUCGCAUUUGUUACAAAUCUAUUUAUUAAUUAUAUAUUUAUUUUUUAAUUAUUUACAUACAUACAUACAUUCAUAAAUUUGAAAUUAUCUUUGAAACAUAAUUACCCAUUUUUUUUUUUGUUUGUUAAUAAUUGAGUACAAAACAUAAGAAAGAUUUGUAAUUUUUCAUAGCACAUUUUUCUAAGAUUACAAAUUGAAUUUAAUUAAAAUAAUAUUCGUAUAUUUAAACAUUUUUGGAUAGUAGAUUUGCGACGAGUGCGAAAUCGAAAUGAAAUCAGCGAUAUUUAUCGUCAUCAUCUAGCUGUUGCAUACAAAAUGGCAACCAUCCGUCCAAGAGCCGUGCUAGACGUGCCAAUUAAGUGUUAAAAGAGAAUUAAAUUAAAAUGAAAAAUGAAAAUGAGAAAAGAAUGGAGUAAAAGAUGUGGACGAAGCGAAUAAAAAAAGAGAACACGUGAUGAAGAUACUGUUUUUUGAAUAUCAUUACUCUCGAGUUAGGCCAAACAAGUUAGUGGGAACAAGAAACUCGCAUCUUCAUAGAAGCCAUAUCACUUUUUUGUGAAUUAAAAGAAAAAAAAGUCACUCGACCCGAUAACACAUAUAUGGUGUAUUUAAUGGUUAUCGAACUAUUUCAGACGAAUAUUCUUGUCAAACAUAUUUUUUUUAUUAUUCUUCUUCUGUAUAUUUAAGUUCGACUUUUUUUUUUUUAAUUAUUAUUAAAGAAGGUACGAAAGAGUACUUAAACUUUGUGUAAAUUAAUUGACGAAAGCGAGAGAGAAUGUGUGUGAGAUAGAGAGAAAGAGAGAGAGAGAGAGAGAGAGAGA